CUGCCUGACUCUGACCACCGUCCCCUGGACCCCACAGACCCUCCUUUCCCUCCGCUCCCGACCACUUCCCCUUGGACCCACUGCCGGUCAUCGAUCAGAAACCACCGUGCAGGACACCCGAAGGGAAAUUUUGUCUUCGUUACAAUCAGCGCCAACGUACUUCCGUUCCGAGAUCGGGCAGAUAAGAGACGCCGUGAGAGCGAGUUAAAUGAUCGCUUCCACCAUUCGGCUGAAGUUGCGGUGUGGGGUCCGCAAGCUGCAGGAAGCCAAAGUCACUCCCCACAGAUUAAAACAAUGAGCAUCCGUGAAUCAGAGGGUUGUUGAGGCUGGAAUCUCGCCCGCUCCCGGGACCCGAGACUGGAUGACAUCGCUGUGGAUAACUCCGCACAGACAGCGGCUGAACAUUCGCUCCGUGAACUCAACAUCUCUCAACAGUUUAACACAGGCCGCUGCACCAUGCACUUUGCAGAGGCUCCUGGAGUGUGCGGUCUCUGCCUUUUCACUUACCUCUCCGCUGUUACCGCCGCUCUCACACUGAAAGUGCAUCAGGACAGAGUGAAUGGAACCGUCGGCCAGUCCGUGCUCCUGCCCGUCUCUUACACAGUCCCGGACCCACACGGGUAUCUGCGGAUCACAUGGACCAGAGGCGGGAACGCGAGUGUAUGUGUAGAAUAUACCUGCUUCUCGGGGCAAGAAUGUCACCUCAAUGACGGUAGAACGCACAUCACUGUCUCUGAACCGUAUAAACACCGGGCGCUGCUUUUCCCGGAGAACGCUUCACUGUUACUGACAGACCUGCAGAUCAACGACAGUGGGAUUUAUGAAUUAUCCAUCAGCCACUCUACGGGGACGGAGAAGGGAAACUUAACGUUAGAGGUCCGAUCUGCCACUGAAAUCGCAAUCGACAGUCGGAGUGGGACCAACGCUGGGAUUACAGCGGCUACAGACAGGCUCCCAGUGAUAAAGAAUGAAGUCAUUAUACCACCCGUUGUACUCGCUGCUGCUGUCAUCAUCUUGUGCCUCGUUGUGAAAACACGAAGAGUUUGUAAAGGAUCUCGGCAAAAAAAGGAAGAGCAAGCCACUACACAGGAUCAUUGGGAACCGCAGGAGGGAGGUGCUGCGUACUACACUGAAGUCGGUUGGACUCCACAGGCCAAUGCAAAAAGGGAAAUGCACCCAACCACAGAAAUGGAUGUGUAUUCUUCAGUGCAGGAAAGUUCAUCAGCGAACUGCCUGGCUGUGUUGAAUACAGAGAGGAUGUCACGGGGCAUUACUGGAACUGGCGGCAAGAAGGUGGAAAAUCCUGAAGAGAAUGUGGAAUAUGAUAAGAUUUGGUUUGGGAAAUAAGCACAAGAUGUUGAUUUCCCUAUUUCUGUUGGACCGUGUUUCGGUAAGAAAACUGAUGAAUUGCAGUUGUUACUGUAGUGAAGAAACAAAGCAAUACCAUUGUUGUUCACCAUAGUGGAACCACUGCUGCUUGUGACUUUAACAGCUCCAUGUGUGGAUGUUUGAAUUAAUCCAAUAUGAUACAUUUAAACAUACGGAAAUAAAGCUGUCAUUGAAGCACAUCCCUGUGAAUAAUAUUAUGCCUAAGUGAUUUAUCUAUUAAAGAUUAACAAUCUCAAAGAUGAGCUUUAUUUGUCAAGUGUCAAAACAUACAGUGCAUUGUGAUGUUUAUCUUUUUGUGUUAGAGGUGCUGGGGGCAGCCUACAAGUUCUGGCACCAACAAAGCAUGCCUACAGCAUGCCUCACUAACGCCAACCCGUACGUCUUUGGAAUGCGAGAGGAAACCGGAGCACUUGGAGGAAACCUACAGGGUGUUGACAGACAGUAGCAGAAAUCAUUAGUGAUUCCUGAUAUUGUAAAGCUACCAUCACGUUACAGUGCCUUUUAAAAAUAUUUCUAUUACAGAUGAUCAUCUAAAUGAUGUCUAAUCAAUGAUACGUCAAAAUGAUGUCUUUGAUUAUGUCUAUUAAAUGCUAUUUCUAAACAUACAAUUGAAGUACUGUUGUUACU
Messenger RNA from Hypanus sabinus (Atlantic stingray), 2016 nucleotides. RefSeq lists its product as uncharacterized. The transcript is spliced from 6 exons. NCBI's taxonomy places the organism in Eukaryota, Metazoa, Chordata, Chondrichthyes, Myliobatiformes, Dasyatidae. Gene Ontology annotation, biological process: cell surface receptor signaling pathway; T cell costimulation; cellular response to lipopolysaccharide. The coding region runs from base 457 to 1347 and encodes 296 amino acids. The record is from RefSeq and is a predicted model, not a curated record. Gene Ontology annotation, cellular component: external side of plasma membrane.